Uloborus diversus is the source of this 865-nucleotide messenger RNA. RefSeq names its product gamma-glutamylcyclotransferase-like. Gene Ontology annotation, molecular function: gamma-glutamylcyclotransferase activity. The record is from RefSeq and is a predicted model, not a curated record. The transcript has 3 exons. Lineage: Eukaryota; Metazoa; Arthropoda; Arachnida; Araneae; Uloboridae. The coding region runs from base 85 to 561 and encodes 158 amino acids.
ACAACUUUGAAUUUUGUAUCUACGGCUCAAAGUUCGAAAUACUUUCGUAAUGUUCUUUUCUGCAUUUACCUGAAGUUCUCAGAAAUGACUUUCCUCUAUUUUGCUUAUGCUAGUAAUUUAUUUACUAAGCGUAUGAGAUUAAAUUGUCCGUCUGCAAAACCGAAGUGUGUUGCUGAAUUAAAAAAUUUUCGGUUCGCCUUCAUUGAAUAUGCUGAUCUUUGGAAAGGUGGAUGUGCCACAAUAGUUGAAGAUGAUGUGGAUUCUGUUUGGGGUGUUGUUUGGGAAAUAUCUAAAGAGCACGAAGAAGCCUUAAACAAACAAGAAGUUGGCUACACUCCCAUACAUGUCAAAGUAUAUAAAGAUAAUGUUGAACUUCCUUGCAAAACUUAUCAAAGACCACCUUGUAUUGGUAUCAGCAAACCGUCUCUGAUUUAUAAAACUGUGUUUGUACGAGGCGCCAAGGAGCAUGGAUUACCUGAAUGGUACAUAAAGAAACUCGAAGCAAUUGAAGAUAAUGGCUAUGUAGGACCUGUUGGAGUGCCUGUUGAUAUUGAGGUGUAAACAGUAAUGGCUUCCAAAAGUUUGCAUGCAGGACUGGAUUUAGGGGAGGGCAGUGGGGCUACUACCCCAGCCCCCCCCCCCCCCCAGUAAAAUUUUUACAAAAUAUCCUAACUUUCACGGGUCAGCAAAUUUUACGUUUUUUCUCCCUGACUUUUUUUUUGUAUUUCUACAAAGAAUGCUUGCACAAAAAAAAAUAUUAUUAUCGAUAUAUCAGAAAGCCCUGAUUACAAGUUUCCAUUUACUAUCAAUUUUUUAUUUGAUCGAGCAUUUCAGUGGCAAUAUUUUUUUUUUUAUUAUUCAUUUA